AUGGUUAAAGCUUUAAUUGCACUUUCUUCUUACGACGGCGCUUUCUACGAUGACGGUUCCAAGACCGGUGUCUACUUCGUGGAGGCUUACCACCCAUGGGAGUACUUCCACAAGCAGGGAGUCGAUGUGACGUUUAUUUCUGAAACUGGUACUUUUGGCUGGGACGAACACUCAAUUGCCGAUUCUGCUUUGCAAGGCGAGGAGAAGAAGGUCUAUGACGACUCGAACUCUGCGUUUAACAAGGCUGUUCAGGGCGUGAAGAAGCCCUCUGACGUCAAGGCUUCUGACUAUGACAUCUUCCUUGCUGCUGGUGGCCAUGGCGCUGCUUUCGAUUUCCCAAAGGCUGAAGGUUUGCACAAGUUGGCUGCUGAGCUUUAUGCUAACGGUAAGGCUGUUGCUGCUGUUUGCCAUGGUCCAUUGAUCUUUGACAACUGGAAGUCUGCUUCUGGUGAGACCAUCAUCAGAGGAAAGAAGAUCACUGGUUUCUCUGAUGAUGGUGAGAAACAGCUUGGUGUUGUUGAGGCCAUGAAGAAGUACGGCUUGUCUACUCCAAGAGAGGCUGCUGAGCGUAAUGAUGCUCUCUAUGUCGAGCCACCUGCUCCAUGGGAAGCUUUUGUGGUUGUUGAUGGUAACUUGAUUAGCGGUGUCAACCCUGCCUCUGCUACUAAGACUGCUGAGAAGUCUCUUGCUGUGGUUUCUUAA
This is a messenger RNA of Candidozyma haemuli, 702 nucleotides long. It is a transcript of the gene GLX3, whose product is annotated as glutathione-independent methylglyoxalase. Lineage: Eukaryota; Fungi; Ascomycota; Pichiomycetes; Serinales; Metschnikowiaceae. Bases 1 to 702 code for a protein of 233 amino acids. The record is from RefSeq and is a predicted model, not a curated record. Gene Ontology annotation, molecular function: glyoxalase III activity. The transcript has a single exon.